AUGACAGAGCACUGUCUUGUAAUGUGUGGUGAUUGGCGCUGCUCUGCCUCUGGUGGAUGGGAUUUCAUGGUGGACAAGACCUUGAUGUCUCGAGUAGUGUCUGUUUCUGUUGGGAUUAGUCUCGUUGAGCUAAAAGAACGUGUUGUUGCUGAGUUCUUCCCACGAGGAAGAUCCGCUUUGACUGUUGCUCUCAGUUACUGGCCACCUAAUACCGCGGAGCUUGCUACCGGGAUUCGGACUCCGCCAGUCCUUCUCACUAACGAGGGUAGUAUUUCGUUUUUCUUUAAACAUUACAACGUAAACCACUCGAUGAAUCUGUUUGUUACUUUCGGGUACGAGACCCCCGAUAAUCUUGAAGAAUGUUAUAUAACACCAGGCGAGGGGAAGAAAAGGCCGAACAUGUUCGAUGAUUUGCAAGGCCAUGCUAAGAAGGUGUGUCCUGUCUCUGCGGGUGUUAGUAGUUGUUCUACCAGGGUUGGUGCUAGUGUUUUGGUUGGUAAACAGUUUUCAUUCGAGGGUUUGGGAGACUCUAGAUGCAAAGGUUCUGACAAGGGAGACUCCAUAGGUGUCUCAGGAGGCUAUGGGUUUGACAAGAGCAAGACGAAUAGCAAAGGUUCUUCUUCCGGUUUCAGAAAUAGCGAUGAUGCAUUUGGAAGAGACUCGAAGUUUAUGGAGGACGUUUUUUUUGGUGAUCCUUUGGUAGGGGAAAACACUGAAUUUGUGGAUGGUUUAAUCGCCUCAGAUUCUGAUGACAGCUGCGGCGAAUUGCCUUCUGAAACGUGUGAUGUACGUCCAGUGGGUUACGACAAAGAGUUUUGGAUGCCAAUGAUCAACGAUCCUUUUGGCGGGUCAGAUGCUGUAGAUAUUAUGUGUCCUCCUAGCGAAGGUUUCGAUGGCAAAGCUGCUGCAGCUGGGAAACGCCGGCAGGUACUGUGUUCUACUAACGAUGCGUUUGAUCACUACAUUGUUACGGGUGGUUCAUCACCGGAUGUUAAGGCUGAAGGCGAUCCUCCAAGAACCUCUGUUCCUGUUGGUGGAUUCGACUACGGGCGUUCAUUUGUAGCUGACCGUCGCUCACUUGAUCAUAUAGAUGACGAGGAGUUCGACAUCCCACCACUUUUCGACGACACAAAAUAUGUGAGCGACAAUAUCCCUGAUUUGGAUAUUGAUGAUGGUGGUGGCGGUAUAUUCGAAGGUAGAAUGUUUAACAGCAAAGAAGAGUGUCAAAUUGCUUUGGCGAUCUAUGCAAUCAAAGAAAUGUUUCACUUCAGACAGUCUACAACUAAGAGGCAUUACUUCAUCGCUACCUGCGUAGACCCGCGUUGUGAAUGGAGAAUCCGUGCAAAAGAAGUAGGGGAUUGUGGUUACUACGAGAUACAGAAAGCCUCCCUCGGCCACAGUUGUUGUAUAGACUCUCGCAAUGCAUAUAAGAAGAAGGCAUCUUCUCGUGUUAUCGCUGCUGUGUUCAGAGCUAAAUAUGGCGAUCCGGAGAAAGGCCCUAGAGCAUCUGAGUUGCAGCGGAUGGUUUUGGAGGAGUUACGUGUUCAUGCUUCUUAUAUGAAAUGUUACCGAGCUAAGGAGAAAGCAAGCGUUGAUGUUCGAGGAACGGAAGAAGAUCCAAAGAAGUAUCGCCGCCCGGCCACUCGUACAAGGAGAAAGAAUGCCGUAGAUGAAUCAUGUCUUUGA
This is a messenger RNA of Microthlaspi erraticum, 1686 nucleotides long. Lineage: Eukaryota; Viridiplantae; Streptophyta; Magnoliopsida; Brassicales; Brassicaceae. The record is from the annotation of a GenBank genome assembly.